Molecule: messenger RNA, 1261 nt
Organism: Pseudomyrmex gracilis
Lineage: Eukaryota; Metazoa; Arthropoda; Insecta; Hymenoptera; Formicidae
Product: ADP-ribosylation factor-like protein 16
Exons: 2
Coding region: 709-1236 (175 amino acids)
Molecular function (GO): GTPase activity; GTP binding
Source: RefSeq, a predicted model, not a curated record
UAUAUUAAAAGUGUAAAUAUAUUAUUAAGUUACAAAAACAAAUGUAUAUAAAGAUAUAUAUGUAUAGAAAAGUGUUAGAGAUCUUUGUAUUGUGCUGAUGUCUUUUAACAAGUAAGUUAUAGAUAUAAUUUGUAAUUAAGGCGUUUAAUCGCAGAAUUGAAUUAAAAUUACUAUAUGUAGAGUGCAUAAAAAAUUAUAUAGAAUCAACAGAACAAACGGUAAGAAACCUGUUUAGGAAUCAAACUUUUCAAACAUUAUAUGCUUUUAAAUUUCGAAACUAGUGCCAAAAAAACUUGUAAGUUAAGAAAAUAGUUAGAUUAUCUUUUUAAUUUCUAUCGACAAUUUACUUUUAUAUGGAAUAGUUUAUUCAUUUAUUAAAAAAAAAGUUUUUAGUUUCUUAAAUGAGAAUUAUUUUAUAUCAAACUUGAUGCAGAAUUAUUAAACAUUCUCGAUCACUGUGUGAUUUUUAUUGAGAAUUCUGCAACUACGCGCCUUAAUCGAUCAAAGGAUGUUAUUGACGAAACUUAUGUCUCAUCGCUACGAUGAACCUGUUAAAUCAAUAUUAGUCUGUUGGUCGUUGUAACCCAUCUCAAAAAAUGUCGCGGUGUCUAUGUUGGCGUUAGUUGAAAAAUAAAUUUAGUACAUGUUUCGUCGUUUCAGCACAUAAAAAAGUUAAAUAAUAAACAAUACUUUAAAUACGGAUAGAAGAUGUGUCUCUGUCUUGGACCGGUCAAGUCGGGCAAAACCUUUCUGAUGAAGAGUCUUCAGGGAGACGACAUCGACGACGCAACUCAUAGCGUGUCCACCAACGGGAUUAACUUAUUUACCGUGAAAAACGAGACCGGCGAGUUCGACAUGGUGAUCAAAGAGAUCGGAGGUAACAUGGCGCCAAUAUGGAAGCAUUACUUUGACAAGAUUCAUAAAAUCAUUUACGUGAUAGACACCAGUAAUCUUUGCCAAAUAAGUGCGGCCGGUGUCCUGCUCUAUUCCUUUCUCGUAGAUCCGCGUUUGCGAAACAUAAAGAUCGCCCUUAUAUUGAACAAAAUGGACGUCUCGUAUCGUCAGAUGAGGAACGAGGCUCUACUGAUGCUGCAGUAUGUGCGUCUGCAGAAAGAGGUGACACAGAAGAUCACCGUGCUGGAAACCAGCGGGAUGACGGGUCAGGGAAUCGAAGAACUCCGUGGCUGGCUAUUCGAUCCGGAAACGCUUCAGGCCACUCUCAACGCCAACAAAUAAGCUAGCGUUGUUUUAGCUUCAAAAA